Parastagonospora nodorum SN15 is the source of this 222-nucleotide messenger RNA. RefSeq lists its product as hypothetical. NCBI's taxonomy places the organism in Eukaryota, Fungi, Ascomycota, Dothideomycetes, Pleosporales, Phaeosphaeriaceae. Bases 1 to 222 code for a protein of 73 amino acids. The transcript has a single exon. The record is from RefSeq and is a predicted model, not a curated record.
AUGCCUGGCCUUAUGGGAAACAGCAAAUGGGGCCCUGGUGGCGAGCAUGACAACGACGAUGACAACGACUUUAACCGCGACAACCGCAGGAACAACCGCAGGAACAACCGCAGGAAUAACUACAGGGCUCCGCCAGGGCCCAAGGCCACGGGCAACAGGAAGAACAACGCACCUCCGAAUCAUGACAUGAAUAUAACUACUCUCAAGCUGAGCAGGAUUUGA